Messenger RNA from Ostertagia ostertagi, 1461 nucleotides. The record is from the annotation of a GenBank genome assembly. Lineage: Eukaryota; Metazoa; Nematoda; Chromadorea; Rhabditida; Trichostrongylidae.
AUGAAAGUCCGAGUGAAGCCAAAGCACGAAGCUGGGGCCGCUGUGAAUUAUAUUUCUCGGCGAGGAGCUUUAAAGAAGCUGCAAUUAUCACUGAAAGAUUUCAGACGGCUCUGCAUAUUGAAGGGCAUUUAUCCUCAUGAGCCUGCUCACAAGAAAAAGGUCAACAAAGGCUCCACAGAGAAUCGUGUGUGGUAUUAUCGAAAGGAUAUAAAUUUCCUCGCUCAUGAGCCGAUAAUCAACAAGUUCCGCGAUUAUAAGGUUUUCCUGAGGAAGUUGAAUCAUUACAAAGCAAAGAGGGAUGAGUCGAAGGUGAAGAAACUCUACGCAAACAAGCCAGAGUAUGAAUUGGAUAGAAUGGUUAAAGAAAGAUACCCUACUUUUGGAUCAGCUAUUCGUGAUCUUGACGAUGCUUUGUGUUUGUGCUUUGCCUUCGCAACUCUUCCUCAUACUCGAAUCCUCAAGGAGGGACUAAUUGACAGUUGCCGUCGACUUACAGCAGAGUUUAUGCAUUACGUGAUUGAAGCGCAUGCUUUGAAGAACACCUUCAUAUCCAUCAAGGGUAUAUACUACCAAGCUGAAAUAUGCGGAGAGAAGGUUACAUGGAUAGUUCCUCAUGAACGUGGAUUACCACACGUCACUGACGUUGACUUCACAGUUAUGGUGACAUUUGCUGAGUUUUAUGUUGCCAUGCUUGGAUUUGUGAAUUUCCGUCUUUAUCAAAUGAUUGGACUUUAUUAUCCACCUCAAGUACAGACAGGACAAAAUAUGGUCAAUGCAGAUGACUCCGAUGACGAAGAACGUGUGGAGAAGAUUUAUAGCUUGGCGCGGCCUUUGGCUAAAAGAACAGGUGCCGAGAGCGGAAAGGAUGAAGAGGAGGCCGUGGAGAUGUUUGGGGAUGAUGACAAUGCCUUAGCCGAGAAAGUUAAAGAAUCCAAACUUAUCAAAAAUCUAUUCAAAGGACUAGUUUUCUUCCUCAAUAGAGAAACUCCUAAGGAAGCAUUGACAUUGAUAAUUCGUAAUUGUGGAGGUGUGGUUGGAUGGAGUGGAGGUCCCACUAAUUUGGAAGAGUCGAACUCAUCUAUCACCCAUCAAAUUGUGGACCGACCUAUGUCGAAAUUCGAUGUUAACCGAAGGUACAUCCAACCACAGUGGGUGUUCGACUGCUUGAAUGCUCGACGAAAAUUGCCUACGGAGAAGUAUAUGGUAGGUGUUCAGCUACCUCCACACUUUUCACCUUUCACAAAAGACAAGCCUGGAGAUUAUGUGCCUAUGGAAAGACUAGAGGAGUUGAGAAGCAUCGGGCAAGGUCAGCACGCUGAAGUCAAAAUGCGAGAAAUAAUGAUUCCAAAGAAGCACAGGCGAGUAUAUCACAGUAUACGUCAGAAGAUGAAGAAGGACAAAUCAGAGGCGAUCAAAAUCAAAGGAAAAAGAGCGAAAAUUGAUGGAAAAUCAGAUAGCUAA